Hyaloperonospora brassicae is the source of this 636-nucleotide messenger RNA. NCBI's taxonomy places the organism in Eukaryota, Oomycota, Peronosporomycetes, Peronosporales, Peronosporaceae. The record is from the annotation of a GenBank genome assembly.
AUGCUUCACUAUGCAGAAAAGAAUGACUCGUUCUGGUACAUGCCACGUCGCUAUUACUCCGUUGACCGUCGCGUGGCACCCAAGACAAUCCUGAGACUCGUUGUCAUCGAUGCUUGUGACUUGGUCUGCGGCCGCAGGCCUCGCGACAUUCGAUGCACCGAACGAAUGAUCGAGCAGACUUUUGUAGCGACGAGACAGUUGCAGUACGAGUGGCUUGAGCAAACGCUGAGCGCUGGUAAGCAAGUCGGCGUGGACCAAAUGUGGACGAUCGUUAUGGGCCAUUGGGGCGUGUACACCUUCGCAGGUAACGCCGACACGCCCGAGUUGAUCAAGAUGCUUGAUCCGAUGCUGAAGAAGUACAGCGUACACGCGUACUUCAACGGCCACGACCACUCCAUGCAGCACAUCCGCAAGGUGGACAGUACCAGCUCGUCUGUCCGCAACUACUUUGUCUCUGGUGCUGGUGGCUACGAAACCCACGACCUCCAGCCCGACGCUCGUGCAAACCCCGACGUGGUGCACGCAGCCAUGACAUAUGGAUCCGUGGCCGUCCACGUAACCAGCACGACUUUGCGUGUUCAAUUCGUCGGCAAUACGAGCGACAUCCUCUACACCACCGACAUACGAAACAAGUAG